This is a messenger RNA of Hylaeus volcanicus, 1830 nucleotides long. RefSeq lists its product as uncharacterized. The transcript has 2 exons. The record is from RefSeq and is a predicted model, not a curated record. NCBI's taxonomy places the organism in Eukaryota, Metazoa, Arthropoda, Insecta, Hymenoptera, Colletidae. Bases 1 to 528 code for a protein of 175 amino acids.
AUGAAUUUUCCGUUCGUGUUCCAGAUACCAUCCUACGACCCGAACUCUCAUUGUCUCUGCGUCGCCGGUGAAGUAUAUUGUUGGUGGCAAAAUUACAAUCCAAGCACCGAUCCCUCCGCGGGCCCCUUGUACCUCCCAUCGACGACGAUAGAAAGUAAUUACACACCGUCGCUGGAGGAAAGCACAGAUGUCGUCGACAGUUUGGAGGCUUCCGGUGAUCCAGAGGAGGAGCCUUCUGCCGUGCAACAAGAAUACAUCGAAAUUAACGCGACGUACUCGACUACUUCCCAGCCAGCGCCGACUACGUGUCUCGUGAUGGGAAGAAAAUACCGAGAAGGGGAGACACUGCCGCACUCGACCGGAAACUGCAUCGAGUGCAGCUGCGGAUCCGAAGGCCGAGUCGAAUGCUCACCACGGGACUGCGUGGCCCUUCGACCCGAGAUACCAGUUGCGCCGGAUAUCCCAGAUGCACCCGACGGGGAUUUUGAAGUAUUCAAUUUCGAUCGAGGAAUUGACGAGAGUUUCUAAGGAAUCUAAUAAUAACGAUCAUUGUCCGUUCGAUGCAUUCCUCAAAUGCGUUUCACACGCAACUUGGUUUUGGUUUAUGGGGGCAAACACAUCUGGGAGACUGUAAAACCUGACCACUGUUCGUGAUUCUUUUCCCAACCAAACGAAUGAAUUUAUAAAAUCAGAAUUUUGGUCGUUGGUAAAUACAUCUAUUAAAAGUUUUUCGAUAGCUUGUUUAUCAGAUAAUAUUUGUAAACAUCUGAGAUAUGGUCAUUGAUCUAAUAUCACAUGUUUUCGAUGGAGUGGUCUGCAGUGCCAGGUGUAUUUUUCAUAACAUGCAACUGAAUAUAAAAGCAACAUAGAUUUAUUAAAGUUUAAGAAUAAUUCGAGUCUCUCUGAUUUUGUGAAAAUUAACUAUUGACCAAUUGGUAUCUCAAGCUAAAAUAGGAAUUUUUCAAGCAAAUAUCGCUGAUUGCCUAACGAAUAAAAAGCGAUUUCUGGAUUUUUAAUACAAGAUAUUAUAAAGAGUUAUGGAUAGAUUAUAGAAUAACUGUUACUCGCUACCUGAAUAAUAACUGAAUGGUAUUCUGUCUUUAUAUGUUUAUAGGACAUUAGUCUAUGAUCGUUCUUUUAAGAAUAGACAAAAAAGAAAUCGAUUUGCUUUACCCUCCAUUGUGUGUAUGCCCCCUGGGUAUAUUUUUCAUCCGACAACCUCGUUGAUCAAUACAAAUUUAUUUUAUUUAUCCUAGCAAACGAAACGGCAUUUUCAAUAGCUGCUCAAUUGAAGCGUAAAGUUAGUUCGAUUUUAAACGUAAAAUUGAAAAAAGAAGAGAUAAGGAUAGAUACUUAUAGGAACAAAGUUCAUUUCAGUAAAAACGUAAGUUGUUCUUUGGAGAUACUUUUAAUCGGUAUUUUUUUAUGCAAGGUUAAUAUGCAAGGUUAUUAAGUUUAGGAGCGUGCAACUCGAAUGGAGUGAAUUAAUUUAUAAGGGUGUAGAAAUGCGGAUAUGAUAAACGAAGUCUGAUCUGAAAUUAACCCCUCGCGCGCCGAGAUAUGUCUAGUCCUGUACAAUCAAAUUUUGUAAUACAUUUCUGAAAACUAGUAAAGGAAAAUAACCUUUAGCAAUUUCAGUCAGACAUUGUAUCUUAUAAUUUUCGUAUGAUCUAUUUCAAACAAUGUAGACUGAGACUACGUAGAUAUACGUAUUUCAAUUGUAACCAAGUACUCGACUUCCUCUAUUUCUUUUAUCAUUGCGAUUGAGGAAAUCACCCUUAAGGGUGCGGAGGACCCAAAGCCGAACUCCGAGUUGACUUCAGCGACAGU